GCGAAGCAGCAAGUUGUUGAAACUGCAUGUGUCAGGACUAACCUAUAAUAAAUUAUGGCAGAGGAAGACGAGAAGGGAUACAGAUGGGAAACCGAAUAUGAAAAGACUUGGGAAGUUAUCGAAGAAGAUGAUGAUGGUACUAUCCAGUCAAGUGUUGAUGACAUCAUACACAAGGCCAAAAGGAGACGUCUCCUGGAAAAACUUGGCAAUGUUAGACUUGGCAUGAUGCGGCAUAUGUUCCUGGUGAUAGAUAUUUCAGAGGCAAUGAAAGAUCAGGAUCUCAAACCUACUCGCCUGGCAUCAACACUCAAGCUUCUGGAACAUUUUGUGGAGGAAUACUUCGAUCAGAACCCUAUCAGCCAGCUUGGUAUCAUAACAACUCGUAACAAGAGGGCAGAAAAGGUCGCAGAGCUAGGAGGAAACCCGCGCCGUCACAUCACUACACUGCAGUCUCUUGUCAAUAAAACCUUCCAGGGAGAACCAUCACUUCAGAAUUCUCUUGAUUUAGCCAAUCAGACACUCAGACAUAUGCCUAGUCAUGCAAGCCGUGAAGUGUUAAUUGUCCUUGGCAGUCUCACGUCUUGUGACCCAGGAGAUAUAUCGGAGACGAUACAGACAAUGAAAGAAAACAAUGUGAGGUGCUCUAUCAUAGGUCUUGCUGCUGAAGUCCGCGUGUGUAAGAGGAUUUGCCAAGAAACAAAUGGUAAAUAUUUUGUGAUACUGGACGAAGGUCACUUCCGAGAUCUCCUCAUCUCCCAUGUAACACCACCCCCAGCAACAAGCAACACAGAGUCUUCACUGAUCAAGAUGGGGUUUCCUCACCAUAAUUUGAGUGGAGAUAAGAGAAAGGGAGAGAAGGCUUCCAUGUGUAUGUGUCAUCUGGACAGCAAGGUAAAUCAGGGAUUUAGUAGCAGUGGGUAUUUCUGUCCCCAGUGUAAGAGUAAAUACUGUGAGCUGCCCAUCGAAUGUAAAUCAUGUGGUUUGACGUUGGUAUCGGCACCACACCUGGCUCGGUCAUAUCACCACCUAUUUCCACUCGACACAUUUGUGGAGACUCCAGUAUCCAGUAUACCUACAGAGUCAACCAUAUCCUGUUAUUCGUGCCAAAUAGCUGUGCAAGAACCAAAUGUGUACCAGUGUGGGAAGUGCCAGCAACUAUACUGUCUUGACUGUGACUUGUAUAUCCAUGAAACUCUUCAUUCCUGUCCCGGCUGUGCCUGUUCUAGGGAAACACAACAAUCCUCACAGCAGUUUGCUGGGUUAUCCUGACGAGUCCAAUUUAAUUUUGUUAUCCCUUUUAUAUUUUUGUAUGUUGUUAACGAACAAAUUAAACCUUUGUAAAUAAAAAAAAAAUAAAAAAAUU
This is a messenger RNA of Pecten maximus, 1363 nucleotides long. Its product is annotated as general transcription factor IIH subunit 2-like. The coding region runs from base 55 to 1269 and encodes 404 amino acids. Gene Ontology annotation, molecular function: zinc ion binding. The transcript has 14 exons. NCBI's taxonomy places the organism in Eukaryota, Metazoa, Mollusca, Bivalvia, Pectinida, Pectinidae. Gene Ontology annotation, cellular component: transcription factor TFIIH core complex; transcription factor TFIIH holo complex. The record is from RefSeq and is a predicted model, not a curated record. Gene Ontology annotation, biological process: nucleotide-excision repair; regulation of transcription by RNA polymerase II; DNA-templated transcription.